Molecule: messenger RNA, 2502 nt
Organism: Aspergillus tanneri
Lineage: Eukaryota; Fungi; Ascomycota; Eurotiomycetes; Eurotiales; Aspergillaceae
Product: Zn(II)2Cys6 transcription factor
Exons: 5
Coding region: 1-2502 (833 amino acids)
Biological process (GO): positive regulation of transcription by RNA polymerase II
Cellular component (GO): nucleus
Molecular function (GO): DNA-binding transcription factor activity, RNA polymerase II-specific; transcription cis-regulatory region binding; zinc ion binding
Source: RefSeq, a predicted model, not a curated record
AUGCCGCGUCCCCGACGGCCAGGUGCUCCUGAGCCUAAACGGAGAUCUCGUAAAGGAUGCUGGCCGUGUAAGGCGCGUAAAAUAAAAUGUGGGGAAGAGAAGCCGUUCUGUCUGAAUUGUCGGCGUCAAAAUGAACAGUGCGACUAUAGUAUUCGCCUGAAUUGGGGAGGGAGAACGAGGAGAAGAUCUUCGGUGGAUUCCCCCGGCUCCCAAUCCAGUGGCCAGUCUGCACCGUUUUCCUUCGCUCUGUCGCCGCCAGAUACACAACUGGACUCCGUCGACGCCGCUCAGCUGUCCGAUUCCCCCGGUGCUUUGGAAGGAAGCAAUGGACAAGGUCAGAAUACAGAGAACUUGUUCUGGGAAUCGGGAUUCGCAAAGGAAAUGCCGAGGGAAUCUUCUUAUCCUAGAGGGCUACAUGAUAUUCAAGAAUACCCGGCUGUUCCUGACAAGACUUUUAAAACUCCCCACUGUACACAUGACAAGACUUCAGUAGAAAUGAGCCCAUUGUCCAGCGAAGCAGUCCCCGACUACUCGUCAUCUAUGCCACAGUCCCUAGACAACGUUCCUUACCCGUCACCGACGGACACUGGCUCAAGCAUUGGUUCUUUUGCUACCCUUUGCUUCUCACCCGCAGCGAUAUCGCAACCAAUUUCCUUUCUUCGAGAACCGACAGGCGUCUCCAAACAGCUUGUUCGCCAUUCUCUGUCGGAUGGUGGGGAAUUAUCCAGCCACCAUGAUGUUUGUGCGCAGUCUUCAUCCACUAUCGAUACGGCAGACAGCUAUGCCAGUUACAGUACCCAAAGCCCGUCGAAUCUCCUUGAGGUUUUCAGCCCCUAUCUAGGCAAACAGCGGAUCUUUCCGCCGUCCGGCGUAGAGGGUAAUCUCGCAGACCACCCGAUUACUUCAACAGAAGACUUCCUCUCUAAGAUCAUGAACGAUCCUCUCCAAGCCUCGGACAAUUCCUCCUAUGACCAUGUUGGAGAAGACACCUCUCCCUAUCUUGAAUACGCCUGUGUUCACAUGAAGCCCAAUGAGCCCAAUUGCCCCACUUCUUCUCAAAGAAAAUGGCACACCUACCUUACCAGUGUUACAGAUAACUAUGGUCUAGAUUGUGGUCGCCCAGACUGGGACUUAAAUCAGAAUGACGAUCACUCUGCUAUUGACAUCAAUUAUGCGCUGGAUCUGAUUCACCCUGAAGGGGCAUGUCUUCCUGCCUCCAAUUUAAGCGGAUCACAAGAAAAGGACGUGAAACAGAAUAGUUUGGAUUGCACCAGUUGUGCUUACUAUAAAUUCCCUGUGCCUAUAAACAUCCCGCGGUAUCUGUCACCAUUGCCGUCGACUCUAGUUCAGAAUCCCAUUAACCUGAUGUAUUUCCACCACUUUCUCAACCACACAGCUAGAAUGCUGUUUCCGCACGACUGUGGGAAAAACCCUUUUGUGUCGGUGCUGCCAAGUAUGGCGAUUGGGGACUCCAAUCUUUUGAACCUAAUGCUAGCAUACUCCGCCAGUCAUCGUGCCAGAUAUUUGGAACACCCUGAACCUGCCAAUCGAAUUGCCCACUGGGUUAGCAGCGUCUUUCCAACCUUGCGUUUGGCACUGGAAGAUCCGGACAAGAAAGUAACUGACAAUCAUCUUGCGGCGGCCAUUAUGCUGCUCUCCCUAAAGAUUGUUUCACCCAGCACUUUCGAAGUGCCCAUCCCCUGGCAAAGCCAUCUUAAGUUGGCUCGUGACCUCUUCCUAGCACGUCGAGACCAGAUGACAUACUCUGGAAACCGUGUUGGCGCAUUUCUUAUACGCUGGCUAGGGUAUCUGGACAUCAUGGGGACUUUGUCGUGCCGACACAGUGAACCUCCAUUACUUGAAUAUCAUUAUUCGCUGAACACAUGCUGCAUGGGGGAUGACUACGACGAAUUCUGUGUCGACUGCUUUACAGGAUUUACGCCUCGCACCGGUUUGUUUCUAACACGACUUGGAAAAUUGGUGCACCGAUGUGACAACGAACAAUUUGAUGAGACGGGCGCUUUUGUUCCCGGGUGGGCACCCUCAGCAGACAUCAUCUUUGAGGCAGAGACAUUGCUUGCAGACCUUGAUGUCCUUCACAUGCAUGUACAUGCGAACGGGAAACAUUUUCGCAACUCAAUGUCUAUGGAUAUCAUUGCGAUGGAUCAGGCCUUCCGCUACGCAGGGCUGGUACACCUCCAUCGCCGAGUGCUCAGGACAUCCCCAUUUUCAACGUUGGUUAAGAGGGCCAUGGACGAACUAUGGAGAGCAUUGGUUCUAAUCCGAUCAGGAUCGUCCGCGGAGGUCGGAGCCCUGUUUCCGCUGUUUACGGCAGGAUGUGAGUCUCAAGAUUUGGAGCAAAGGGUGGAGGCGCAGACGCACUUUGAGGUUUUGGAACGUACAGGCUUGAAACAGAUCCAAAAUGCACGCACACUAAUGCAGCGAUGUUGGACUGAAAACUUGCCAUGGAUUGCCUUAGCCCAGGGAGAGUUUUUGGGGUAG